Messenger RNA from Rana temporaria (common frog), 2852 nucleotides. RefSeq names its product ADP-ribosylation factor 1-like. Gene Ontology annotation, cellular component: cytoplasm; plasma membrane. Gene Ontology annotation, biological process: vesicle-mediated transport; intracellular protein transport. The transcript has 5 exons. The coding region runs from base 117 to 662 and encodes 181 amino acids. The record is from RefSeq and is a predicted model, not a curated record. Gene Ontology annotation, molecular function: GTPase activity; GTP binding. Lineage: Eukaryota; Metazoa; Chordata; Amphibia; Anura; Ranidae.
GCCUCUCUUCUCUUGGUGACGUGAGCCGUGGCCGCCAUUUCGUGUGACAGAGGAGCCGGGAAGAGGCGGCGGAACAAGGAAGCUGGUGAAGGACAGACAUCGAUAAAGACACUACAAUGGGGAACAUGUUUGCAAGUCUGUUUAAAGGCCUCUUUGGCAAAAAAGAGAUGAGAAUACUCAUGGUGGGGUUGGAUGCUGCCGGAAAGACAACCAUCCUGUAUAAGCUGAAGUUGGGUGAGAUAGUGACCACCAUACCCACCAUAGGUUUUAAUGUUGAGACCGUAGAAUACAAGAACAUCAGCUUUACUGUGUGGGACGUUGGCGGUCAGGACAAAAUCCGGCCUCUGUGGCGUCACUAUUUCCAGAACACUCAGGGUCUCAUUUUUGUGGUUGAUAGUAAUGACCGAGAGAGAGUUAAUGAAGCCAGAGAGGAGUUAUCAAGGAUGUUGGCGGAAGAUGAGUUGCGGGACGCUGUACUUCUAGUGUUUGCGAACAAGCAGGAUCUCCCCAAUGCCAUGAAUGCUGCAGAAAUCACAGACAAAUUGGGCCUGCAUUCCCUGCGUCAGAGGAAUUGGUACAUUCAGGCAACCUGCGCGACCAGCGGCGAUGGUCUGUACGAGGGCUUGGACUGGCUGUCCAACCAACUGAAGAACAAGAACUGAUCCCUUUCACAGUGAAACCUUACCCUCUCUCCGCCCCACUUCCACCCAACUCCCAUCCUGUUCAACAUCUUGGCAGAGCUGGCCUGCGCCUCUGCUGCCUCGCAGGCAGGCAUGUCAUUUCUACGCACAUCCGUGUUUAUUAAUGUGUGUGUGCACGCCUGUGCGAGUGGGAGCAGCAAUCUCACACUGUGCCUUAUACGUGCUUCGCAGUAUUAACCCCUUCUGAACACAACACUACCCACCACUUCCAACAGCCUGUGUACAGCUUACCCCCUAACUCCAUUCUCCAACCACUCAAUUAGUAGUGACCGUUAAUGGGCUACUGGGCAACAUCAUAUACUGGUGUGGGCCAAGUCGCCAUUAUCUUUGUAAUGAAACUGGUUAAAGAACUCCAGAAAGAUCCAACAUGGAUGAGUGUUGCGCAUAAUUUUGUAAUCCUGAUCCAUAGAUGUUCACCUGCAUUGAGUCAGUCUGGAAAAGUCUGGCUUCUUUGGGUGUAGUAAACUUUAAAGAAUGAUUUGGCAAGUAGAAGGCUUUUCCGAUUUGCAUUUGAAGCUGCUGGUCUAUGGAUCAGGGAAGCAAUGGUUAGUGCAAUGGUUGGUACAAUUUAUACUAACCUAAACUUGCGUCAUCCUUUUUCCCAUAAUGGAACCUUGUGGAGUUUUUAAAACGGCAAGUUGCUGGCCUUAGAAAGAACUUUGGACCUCCAUGCAUUAUUGGUCUGAAGGAAUGAUGGGGGGAGGUGAUGCAGACAGUUGGUUCAGACCCUCCCGGAAAUGAGGCCUUCUAGUGUAUUUUCCCAUAAUGGGAAAUUUGUAUUGGAAUUGGACCUUUUUUAAUCUGAUUCAAAAAUGAAAGUAAUCCAUAUAAGCCCUUCCUUGCCAUUUAAAACGUGUUGUCUAGUAGCUAAACAGCGACUGUAGUUCAUAAGAUAAUACUGCAUGCAGAAAUAAGAUCAUAGGUGUUUAGGGUUACUUUGUGACUAUAGAUCAUUGUAGUUUCUCAUAAUAGGACAUCUGCAAGUAAACGAAAGGACAGUAGCUAUGAAUGUUUUACUUUGUAUCGCUAAUCAGUAGGGGCUCUGGGUCUCAUUUUAAGCAAAAGGGGCUUAAUAGCAUGUGUUGGCAUAACUUUGUGGAUUGGGUAUGAUGUGUAUUUAAACAUUCUGUAGUCAUUAAUUCAAUUUCAUAACUUUAUUUGCACUCCCUGGACUGGUAUAUGUACUGCAGGUAAAACUAGAUUUAUAUAAGCGUGUGAUCGGAAAAAAAUGUUACCGUGAUCGUCUAAUUGGACUGUGGUGAUCACAUGUUUUAAUUGAAUAUUGCCUGGACUUGAAUUUUUAUGUUCUGAAUCUCCAUGUGCAAUAAAGCUGACCUCGGCAAAAAUUCUACCUUUAUAAAAGUAGCUGUGACGACUUACCUGUACUGCACAUUACUUGUGCCGAGAGUGGUGCUGUGGGAGGGGCCCAGAAGGCCCACCCACUACAGGAUGCCUGCAGAAAACGACAGCAGGGGGCGGAUACAAGACCAGUCAACCCUGCACAAGGAGAGAGAUUGGCAGUGACUGAUCUGCAAUACAGGAAACUCCUACAGAGAGGGAAAGUCAAUGAGAUUUCAUGCUGAAUUACUGCAUUUCAACGAAGUACACAAAGCACAUCACAUUUCAAGUACAGUUGCACAUAUUUCAUGUAUUUAAUAUUUGUUUAGCCAAUAUUUCAACUUUAUAUGGUCACCAUCUGAUCAUUUUUAGUGAUGCUUCUGCUGUAUAAUGUCUGAACUGUAAAAAGCCACACUGGAGUCAUAUGACAUGUAGAGGGGGCGCUUGACUGGAAAGUAAUUAAACCUUUGUGAGACAACAUGCACUGCGUGUUUAUAUCCAUGCUCUUUGUUUCCCCCUUUCCUGAAUACCUCAACCUAUUUGUGGCACUGCGUUUACAUGCACACCUGUUGCAGCUAUUGCAAUUUUUAUUUAUUUGCAGAUAUCUGAAUAGAAUGUGUCCCCCUCCCCCCUCAGUCAUGCAUGCAUGCGACCUUGCCAGUCUGGCUUACAGAGGCUCUUGAGAUGUCUGCUCCCACUCUGAAGUAUAUAUUUUUGGUAUGGCUUAUUCCAUACCUGGAAGGAAGUUUAUACUGUAACCCUACAUAUUCUAAUUUUUACUAACUUCAUCCAUAUAAUAAACCCAACUCAUCA